Messenger RNA from Rosa chinensis, 762 nucleotides. Its product is annotated as secreted RxLR effector protein 161-like. The transcript has a single exon. The record is from RefSeq and is a predicted model, not a curated record. Lineage: Eukaryota; Viridiplantae; Streptophyta; Magnoliopsida; Rosales; Rosaceae. The coding region runs from base 1 to 762 and encodes 253 amino acids.
AUGGAAAACAGUAAUGCAGUGAAAAACCCCAUUGUUCCAGGCACGAAAUUGACGAAAGAUAAGGCGGGGGUCAAAGUUGAUUCAACCAUGUUCAAACAAGUAGUUGGCAGCCUCAUGUAUUUGACUGCUACUCGGCCUGACCUGAUGUAUGGAGUAAGCCUGAUCAGUAGGUUUAUGUCAUGUCCAACAAUGUCUCAUUGGCUUGCAGCAAAGCGAAUAUUGAGGUAUGUGAGAGGGACAACGGAGCUGGGUAUUUUCUACAAGAAAGGAGGAAGAACAGAUCUUGUGGCAUAUAUUGAUAGUGACUUUGCCAGCGACUUGGAUGACCGGAGAAGCACCUCUGGUUUUGUGUUCUCGCUUGGUUUUGGAGCAGUUUCGUGGUCCUCUAAGAAGCAGCAUGUAGUGACAUUAUCCACCACCGAGGCUGAGUACAUAGCAGUUGCAUUUUGUGCUUGUCAGUGUGUUUGGCUUAGAAGAGUGUUAGAAAAGCUUGGUCUUAAGGAAAAGAAGAGCAUUGUGAUUCAAUGUGACAACAACUCUACCAUUCAAUUGUCCAAGAACCCGGUCUUCCAUGGCAGAUGCAAACAUAUUAACGUGAGGUUCCAUUUCUUAAGGGACUUAGUGAAAGAUGGAGUUGUUAAGUUAAGCAACUGUAAUUCGCAGAUUCAAGUUGCAUACAUAAUGACAAAACCACUCAAAUUGGAGCAGUUCUUAAGACUUCGGAGCAUGCUGGGAAUGAUUGAAGCUUCAGAAGUAAAAUAA